Messenger RNA from Carcharodon carcharias (great white shark), 6358 nucleotides. RefSeq names its product ubiquitin specific peptidase 19 (gene usp19). The coding region runs from base 481 to 5028 and encodes 1515 amino acids. Gene Ontology annotation, biological process: protein deubiquitination. The record is from RefSeq and is a predicted model, not a curated record. The transcript is spliced from 28 exons. Lineage: Eukaryota; Metazoa; Chordata; Chondrichthyes; Lamniformes; Lamnidae. Gene Ontology annotation, molecular function: cysteine-type deubiquitinase activity.
CCCCCCCUCAACCGGCACCGACACCGGGGAGAAGCCGCCCGCCCCGACCGGCAUCGAUACCGGGGAGGCCGAGGCCCGGACACAUAUCGUGGGCCUUGGAGCUGAGCUGAGCUGAGCCCCGGCCCGGACGACCCGGGGACGCCGCUGAGCCACAGGCCGGGUGUCCGGGCCCGAGGGCCAGGAAUCAGCGGAGCCCAGAGCUGGAGGUUAAUGUGAGCUUGAAUCUGCCUCAUUGUCCAAUGGUUACUGUUUAAUAUGUUUCACUGUUCCCAAUUUAUGAAUAGCAGACCCCACAGCCUGAACCACAGUUAAAUUGCUGACUGAAUCUGACUUUGUGUGUCUGGGCCAGUCUUUCAUUUUUCAAGAACUCAUCCAUUCAGAGCCGCCAAAAUAGCUGGGCCAGGCAAGAAACGACGAAAUCCUGAGCCAGACCCCAUUAGUGACGCAAGCAAAGCUCCCGUGUUGGCCAAGAAACUGAAAAUGGCCAGCAUGGCUGAGAACAGCAGGAAGAAAUUGGGAUGGAAUCAGGAGGAGGCCACAAACAAGAAGAAACUGAAGGACAAAGUCAACCAAGAGAAUAAGGACGGGAAGACUACUGUUGGUAGUGAGCCUAAGAAAGAUUUGCCAAGCAAUGAGGAUGCAUUGCGAGGGAUAGACAGUGAUGAUCUCUUUGUCGACUGGAAGCAGAAUGCAGAUGAGGUUAUAGUAAAACUGAAGCCAGGAGAGGGGAGCCUGAAACUUGACGAGGUUGAUGCAGCUUUCACAGACACAGACUGUGUGGUAACACUGCCAGAUGGACGCCAGUGGAGUUGUCAGUUCCAUGAAGAGAUUGAGAGUUCAUGCAGCAAAUUGCAGUACAAGGAAAAGGGAAACUUUCUCCAACUCAUCAUGACAAAGAAGAUUCCUCUGCACACAUGGCCAUCCCUCAUGAAGAAAGGUAAAGAACAGACUGUCUUGAUUCUGCCCAGGGACACUGGGAAAGAGAAGAUUUUGUUCAGCGAAGAUCUCGCAGAAGAGGUGAAACUAGGAGAAUCAUCCGACAGCACCGAGAAGAAGAAAACGAAAGCUGAGCGCGGGGUUAAACGUCCGAUCAAUGUGAAGGUGUUAGGAAACACCGAAUCACCACCUGAACCCGGUGUAAAACGCACCAUCCAGUGCAAGGAUCCGGACAACACUCCAGUCGUCCCUGAGCCAGUUGCAACUCAAACUGUCUUUGUGAAAUCCCCAGAAGGAGCGGAUACUGCUUCUCUUGAGCAGGACACAAGGUCUGCAGCACGCCCGAAAAGCCCUGCGAGUGAACUGAGUAUCAGUGAUGCUGACGGAGGCCGAUCUGAACCCGCGGUUGAGAGUAAAGUGAAGAGGAACGGUCGAGGCCCCCAGGGAGACUGGCACAUGGAGCAUAAAAGUGGUACGACAAACACUGUUCAAACAUCAGCUGAGAAAGCUGAGAUGGAAGUGACCGAGAAAGAGAAACAGCUGCCCAAGAACCAGAAUAUCAAUGCUGUAACAGCUGGGUUACUCUGUGAAGCUGUGGCAAAGGCUUCAGCAAGUGUAAGUGUUCCUAUGGAACAGAUAGUGAGUGCAGCAGAGGUUGAGACUCGGGAACCUGUUGAAGACAGGCUUGGGGAUGCUGAAGCAGCAGUGGGGAAACCUCUGGCUCAAAAUUCUCCUCUAACUGAGAACUCUGUUGGAAGAUCUGUUGGGAAGCAAGCGGACCCUGUUGAACAAAUAACUGGAGAAACGCUGCCAGUGGAAAGACCACUUGAAGACACCACAGUACUAUCUAGCUCACCUGUGGAGAAGACAGAUCAGACAAAGGAGGAGCCUGCUGAGGAAAAGGUUGAAGUUCCGGAUAGUUAUGUGAAUUUGAGCUUCAUUAAGUAUGACUCCUAUGAGAAGGGAACAGAUGCUAUGGUAGUGCAUGUGUACGUGAAGGAGAUCUGCAAAUCCGUAUCCAGGGUUCUUUUCCGAGAACAGGACUUCACUCUCAUUUUUCAAACCAGCUACGAACCAUUUCUGCGCAUCCACCCUGACUGUGGACCGAACACCAUCUUCAAAUGGCAGGUUAAAGUUCGGAAUCUAAUUAACCCAGAGCAGUGCCAGUACACCUUCACAACCUCGCGCAUCGAUAUCAGUUUGAAGAAGAGACGGAAUCAGCGCUGGGGAGGACUUGAAGCUCUCGCAGCACAAGGUGCAGUGGGGGGCGCCAAAGUAGCUGUGCCUGCAGGCCCACCUUCACUGGAGAAAGCGCAGCCUGGGAGCAGCCAGCACACACUUCCUCCCAAGGAGGAGCAACGCUCAAAUGAGAAAGAAAAAAUGCGCACAGAGGAAGCCAGUCUCGAGUCAGUGGCAAUCAGGUCAACACCCGAGAACGUCCAGAUUAAGCAUGACACACUUGUAACAUCGCCUAAGCCGACCUGCAUGGUGACCCCGAUGACACACAGCGUCACCAACCCUGAGCAUACGGAAGAGGAAGAGGAGGAGGAGGAGAAGAAAGUCUGUCUGCCAGGAUUCACAGGGUUGGUCAACCUGGGGAACACUUGCUUCAUGAACAGUGUUAUCCAGUCACUGUCCAACACAAGAGAACUCCGCGACUACUUCCACGAUCGAUCUUUUGAGUCUGAAUUAAAUUACAACAAUCCUCUGGGGACUGGCGGCCGCCUGGCCAUUGGUUUUGCGGUGUUGCUGCGGGCUCUGUGGAAAGGAACACACCACGCCUACCAGCCAUCAAAAUUGAAGGCUAUUGUGGCAAGUAAAGCUAGCCAAUUCACUGGUUACGCACAGCACGAUGCUCAGGAAUUUAUGGCGUUUCUGUUGGAUGGCCUCCAUGAGGACCUCAAUAGAAUACAGAAUAAACCGUACACGGAGACAGUGGAUUCUGAUGGGCGCCCAGAUGAGGUAGUGGCAGAGGAAGCCUGGGAACGCCACAAGAUGCGAAAUGAUUCCUUUAUCGUGGAUCUAUUCCAGGGCCAGUAUAAGUCCAAGCUGGUGUGCCCCAUGUGUUACAAGGUGUCAAUCACGUUCGACCCUUUCCUCUACCUAUCCGUCCCCCUACCACAGAAACAGAAGUUGCUGACUGUUUACUUUUUUGCCAAGGAGCCUCAUAAGAAACCGAUAAAGAUCUUGGUGAGUGUCAGUAAGGAGAAUGCUAGUGCCGGCGAUGUCCUCGAUGCUAUCUCCCGGAAUAUGAAGGUGAAAGCUGACACACUGCGACUGGCUGAGGUUGCAAGAAAUAGAUUCCAUCGGCUAUUUAUAUCGUCUCAGUCCUUGGAUACUGUGUCUCCCAGCGACACACUCUUCUGCUUUGAGGUGCUCACUAAAGACCUGGCGAAGGAGAGGGUGCUCGAAUUGAAUGUGCAACAGCGACUGUUAAUUCCCAACAUCCCGAUCAACAAGUGUGCCGCAUGUCAGAAACCACAGCAGCCUGAUGAAAAACUGCGUCGUUGCACCAGUUGCUACAGAGUCGCCUACUGCAACCAGACUUGUCAAAUGAACCAUUGGUCAGAUCAUAAAGGCCAGUGCAGAGCGGAGAAUAUCGGCUGUCCCUUCAUAAUCAGCAUCCCUGAGUCACGGCUCACAUACUCCAGGCUCUCACAGCUACUGGAGGGAUAUUCAAGGUAUUCAGUCAACGUGUUCCAGCCCCCAUUUCAACCAGGGCGAAUCUCGCCAGACCCACCCCUUUGUAAGACGGAAACUGUGCAGCCCACCCCUGGAAACAUUACCAACUCAGAGAUUGGGGACGGAAGGAUGCCCUUGGAGGUUCAGGAGAGAGACCUCAGGCCUGUGCACCGCACCCAUUUAAGCAGCUCUGUUUCUGAGCCCCUACUGGCCUCUGCUUUCUCGAAGGGGAUGAGCAUGCCAGGCAGAGACAAAGAUUCCGUUCACAGCUACGACUCCGGAUUCUCAGCAUUGCGGCCAUUGUCACAUGAGGACGCUGGAUGUGAGAAGGAAACCUCUUACGAGAAAGCUCCAAAGCCAGAAGCUGCAAUCCCUGGUUAUCAGCAGCCAACUGAGUCUGUUCACUUCCACACCCCACAGUUUUACAUCAAGAUCAUUGACUCUUCAAACAAAGAGCAGAAAAUGGAAGACAAAGGUGAUGCUCCAUUGGAGCUCCCAGACAGUGUCUCACUGGCAAUGGUGUGGAAGAACAAUGAGCGACAGAAGGAGUACGUGCUAGUGGAAUCUAAGGAGCUGGAAUAUGCUGAAGAUCCCAGCUCAGCCAACGAAGCAGCCAGAGCUGGCUACUUUACCCUGGAACAGUGCCUGAAUCUCUUCACCAAACCUGAGGUGCUGGCACCUGAGGAAGCUUGGUAUUGUCCUAAAUGUAAACAGCACAGGGAGGCGUCCAAACAGUUGAUGUUGUGGUGGCUUCCGAACGUACUCAUCAUUCAGCUGAAACGCUUCUCCUUCCGUAAUUUCAUCUGGAGAGACAAGAUCAAUGACAUGGUGGAGUUUCCCAUCAGAAAUCUGGACCUGAGCAAGUUCUGCAUUGGUGUGAAGGAUGUUCGGCAGCCGCCUGUCUACGAUCUGUAUGCAGUAAUCAAUCACUAUGGUGGGAUGAUUGGGGGACACUACACCGCCUACGCACGUCUGCCUAAUGAAAAAAACAGCCAGCGCAGUGACGUGGGUUGGCGUCUCUUUGAUGACAGCACUGUCACGACGGUCGACGAAAGCCAGGUGGUUGCACGACAUGCAUAUGUACUGUUCUACCGUCGCCGCAAUUCUCCAGUGGUAAGGCCUUCACGGACGAGAGCUGCAACACGUGGAACAGAGUGCACAGCUGAAGCAGAAGGAACAGCCUCCCAGGCUUCUCUAAUAUGGCAGGAGUUGGAGGCGGAAGAGGCACCACGCACACACAGCAGGCAUAAUCAGGGACUUAGGCCACUGCAGUCUCGGAUCAACGAGGAUUUCUCAGGAACUCAGCUCACAGACUACCCAGACCAAGAUUGCAUCCGAUACUUUGUUCUCAGCACUUUAGCUGCAAUACUAGCUCUCUUUGUAAACGUCCUGUACCCACUGAUCAUUUAGGGCAUGCAGAUCACAGCAGUCAGGACAAUGCUGCUUGUUCACAUAGCUGCCCAGCAGCUAAUUCACAACACUAGUCCUUCGUUACUUGUCAACGUGUGUGUUUUUCCCUUUUGAUGUAGCUACUUCUUUGUUUUAAUCAUAUAUAUGACAGACUCGCCCUGUAAAUGCCUGGGGCUUUUUUGUGUACUCCAUAUUCCACAGCUUAGUGCUGUCUUAUUGAUCAACAAAUUAAAUUUUAAAAACAAAAGUUUAAAGUGAAAAAUUGCAGACAUUGCACGUUCCAUCCAUGAGCUUUUUCAUAGGGGAAGGUUAGAGGUAGCAAUAACCUUUUUUUUACUGCUCAUUAAAUCUACUUCCAUCUUUACAAAUGAAAAAUAAAAGUUGAAUACUGGUAGUCUUAGUCCUCAGACUGUUGUUUGAUCUUAGUGCCUCUUUAAUUAUGAAUGAUUUAUUUAUUAAGAAUUUUCAGUUAACCCUUAAAAUAAGCACUCAAAAGUUUUUUUUGAAACAUGCUAAACUUGGUCACCGAGCUGGUUUGUUUCUGCUGUGGAGAGACCAGGGCACGAGCACCCUCGUAAUCUGGAUCGCACCCAUGCAUCUGAAGCUACCAACAUGGUUUAGUUUCCCAGAGGAAGGGAGGAGUAGCACAAUAGUAGCUAACUCAGGUUGUCUUGGAGCCAAACCCGCAACCAUUCAGGGAGCAGCGUUGCUGUCUGUCUUCCUCACUCUCUCUUUCUCUCAAGACCGGGGAAAUGUGCAGGGUAGAGGAAGAAACGUAAUUUUAAAAUGAAGGGACCGAAAAUUGAAAAAUGUCAGAGCGUGAGAACGCAUUAAUUAUGUGUAUGAUGUUUUUGCAGAACAAGCCAGCAUAACCCAUGUAAUCCGCUGUUAUCUUUCACGGACUGAAAUGUGUUAACUGUAUCUUCGCAGGAUGUCGCAUAACUAACAGCCGGUUAGGAUUAUAAAUCCUUUGUCCAUUCAUACUCUGUUGUUUUAAAAAAAAUUUUCUAACAUUGUAUCUGAAAUGUUGCUGUGCAGAAACUGCUAACUCUUAUGGGUAUUUUGUCACUGAUGUAGAGGUGGAAGUUAUGAAGGGCCCUCCCCCUGCAGACUGUACAUUUUUUUUAAAAAUUGAAAACAUUGUAAUGUUAAAAUGUGUUUAAAAUAUGUAAAACUGGAGAGUUUAAACCUAAUUUGCAAUUUUGAAUACUUGAAGGUUCAUUUUAUCUCACUGACACUUGAAUAUAUCAGCUUGAGAUUUAAGUAUGAUUCACAAAAUUUACUGGUGCAGUUUAAAAAGAAAAAUAUAAUAAAUUUUUAUUGUACUUUU